Symsagittifera roscoffensis is the source of this 947-nucleotide messenger RNA. RefSeq lists its product as uncharacterized. Lineage: Eukaryota; Metazoa; Xenacoelomorpha; Acoela; Convolutidae. The transcript has 4 exons. The coding region runs from base 134 to 814 and encodes 226 amino acids. The record is from RefSeq and is a predicted model, not a curated record.
CAAAUUUACAAGAGGACUGACCUGAUAACUUAAUGUAAUAUCAAUUGAUUUGACUUAAAUCUAGAUUUGUUUUAACGGAAUAUUGUGAUUGAAGUUCACCAGAUUAUAACUUCUAUUGGAAGUACAGACCAAAAUGAGAGUCUUCUUUGCUGUUUUUGGAACUUUGUCUAUCAUACCAGGUGUGCAUGUCUCAAAUACUCCGGCCACGCCCCUCUACCCGGAUCAGUUCACGCAGAACUUCACAGAGAUAGUGUACGAGGCAGAGGGCUCCUACUUGACCACUGGCACCUACAUCUACGACUGGACCAACUUGAAGUACAGCAUCGAGAGGGAGAACGGACGACAUGACAUAUUCUGCCAGGCAGAGUACCCAAACACAGACACUCCUUGCUCCCACAUUAUAGUGGGCGGAAACAGAUUCCUCUCCUAUCCGGACAUGAAUGACUGCUGCUACUGCUGUGACUCAUCUGAGGGGUGUGGACUGCUGAAACCUGAUUGGCUGAGUGAUGCCACAUUCCAGGGCACCUUCUUUGUCCACCUCAACAAUGGGUCAUACGCUAACACUUACAAGUGGAAGAAGGACGGAAACGAAGCGAACUUCUACUACGAGACGAUGGAGUCCAGUCCUUUAAACAGAACUAUGGUGGAGAUCUUCCAGAGCCCCUCGGAAGCCGCCUUGUACGACAUCCCCAGACUACUCACAGUCGACUCAGAGAAACUCUCUCUUCCCCCAAUCUGCUCAAUGAACAAGACCUGCUCUGGGGUCUGUGCUUUGGUUCGAAGUAACGCAACACCACUGCCUCUUCCUUUCUAAGUCACAUAUUUAAAGUGAUUGAACUUCGAAGUCUUGUAUUUAGUUAUAUUUAGGCUUGCUUAAUGAUGACCGCAAUUCACUUAUUAAAAAUCUCGAUUGAUAAAAAACUUGAUGAAAUUGACAAAUGCACACA